Panicum hallii is the source of this 1254-nucleotide messenger RNA. RefSeq names its product coenzyme Q-binding protein COQ10 homolog B, mitochondrial. Gene Ontology annotation, molecular function: ubiquinone binding. The transcript has 4 exons. Lineage: Eukaryota; Viridiplantae; Streptophyta; Magnoliopsida; Poales; Poaceae. Gene Ontology annotation, biological process: ubiquinone biosynthetic process; cellular respiration. The record is from RefSeq and is a predicted model, not a curated record. Bases 149 to 913 code for a protein of 254 amino acids.
UUCCCCACGCCUCUCCAAUCCCGCUCCUCCCACUCCUCCGGCCCUCCUUCCAGAGCCUUCUCUGGCGACGACCCUCGCCGCGGCGCCACGAAUCUAGGGUUCCCCUUUCCCGCCGCGGGCCGGAUCACGCUCGGGGGGAGCCCCCGCGAUGCUGCCGUGCGCGAGGUCGGUGCUGCGCAGGAGGGGGGUGGCGUCGUCCCUCCUGCGGAGGUGCGGCGGGGAGGUCGAGUGCGCCCCUGGCACGGGGGAGGCGCUCGCCAAUGCCAGGUGCGCGAGCACGCUUUCCGCGCUCGGCGGCGGCGGCCGCGUGCUCGGGCGCGGCGGCCGGUGGGCCGAUCCGCGGGCCGGCGCGAUGGGCGCGGGGCGAUUGGCGCGCACACAGACCAGGUGCUUCCUCGGGUGCGGCGACGGGGAGGAGGGGGGCGUGCUCUCCAAGGUCUACGAGGAGAGGCGCGUGAUGGGGUACUCACCGGAGCAAAUGUUUGCGGUUGUCGCCGCGGUGGACCUCUACGAGGACUUUGUGCCGUGGUGCCAGCGGUCCAGGAUUAUCAGGCGACACGAUGACUGCUCAUUCGAUGCUGAGCUCGAAAUUGGAUUCAAGUUCCUUGUCGAAAGCUAUGUGUCUCAUGUGGAGAUGGAGAAGCCCAAGUAUAUCAAGACGACAGCAUCUGAAAGUGGACUUUUUGAUCAUUUGAUAAACGUUUGGGAAUUUAAGCCUGGUCCUGUUCCUGGGACCUGUGACCUCUACUUCUUAGUUGAUUUUAAAUUUCAAUCACCACUGUAUCGUCAGGUUGCAUCAAUGUUCUUCAAGGAAGUAGUUUCACGGCUAGUGAGCUCAUUUAGUGAUCGGUGUUUUAGAAUAUAUGGACCUCCUGUACCGGUGCUUGAAAAUACUUAUGGACAAGGAAGAUGAAUCUGUUAUAAAUCCAAUUUUGAAGGAUUUGCCCUUGGUGGAUCCCUGGAGGAUUCCUUGUAGUCAACGCAUAAUCCUUCCCUGACAAGCCAUCAUAGUGCCAUUUAGGGUGCUAUCAGGCGAGAAAUUGUCUUAAGGAAAUCAGCCACUGUUGAGUUUUCAUUCUUUGGCUAUUUCUGAGGUUACUUUUUUUUUCAUGUAUUACUAAAUCAGUUUCCCAUGUGUAACAAGGAAAUGGCCAUUUCUCACGAUUAUUUACCCAGUCUUAUCAGAUUAUGAUGAAAAGGUCUGUUUGUUGAGGUAUAUGUCUACUAUAAACUCUUUGGGCAUUGUAUGUGUUA